Molecule: messenger RNA, 3669 nt
Organism: Ictalurus punctatus (channel catfish)
Lineage: Eukaryota; Metazoa; Chordata; Actinopteri; Siluriformes; Ictaluridae
Product: soluble guanylate cyclase 88E
Exons: 15
Coding region: 1-2115 (704 amino acids)
Biological process (GO): cGMP biosynthetic process; nitric oxide-cGMP-mediated signaling; response to oxygen levels
Cellular component (GO): guanylate cyclase complex, soluble
Molecular function (GO): guanylate cyclase activity; heme binding; oxygen sensor activity
Source: RefSeq, a predicted model, not a curated record
AUGUAUGGCCUGUAUCUGGAAGCUGUGAAUGACUACAUUAAUGAGUCCUAUGGGGAGGAUGUUUGGAGGCUUAUCGAGGCCCGGGCAGAGAUUCCUCACCUAAAGUUUGUACGCCACCAAAUGUACAAUGACAAUCUGAUCCUUCGUCUGGCUAAAGCAGCUGGAGAGGUUCUGGGAAAGACCCACGAUGAGCUGAUGUAUGCCUUUGGAGUUUAUAUGGUCAAACGAAUAGGAAACUAUGGUUAUGAAAGGAUUCUCAAGGUGUUGGGUCGUAAUGUACGAGACUUCAUCAAUGAACUGGAUAAUUUGCACGAGUACUUCCGCUUCUCGUUCCCCAAAGUGCAACCGCCAAGCUUCUGUGUGGAAGAAGAAUGUGAGACGAGUCUGACGCUGCAUUAUCGCUCCACUAGAAAGGGUUUUACUCAGUUUGUCAAAGGCCAACUCUCUCAAGUGGGCCGUCAAUUUUACAACACAGACAUUGAGGUGGAGAUUUUAUCUAAGGAGGAAACAGAGAAAAUGACAUAUGUGGUGUACAAGAUGAACUUUGACAAUGCUGCAUUUAAGCACCGCAUGCCCCAGCAAAAAACAGCUCCUGGUUAUGAAAAGCUCCCUAUGAAAAGAGGCAUCUUCUUUGACAUGUUUCCUUUCAGCGUGAUCUUCCGUAGAGACAUGACUAUGUAUCGCAUCGGAGAUGGCCUGAAGGAAGUGUUCUCAGAUCUGCAAGGCAAAAAGGUCAACGAGGAGUUCACUCUGGUGCGGCCCAUGUUGGAGUUUAGCUGGGACAAUAUCUACACUCACCUCAACAAUGUGUUUGAGCUGCUGUCAAAAGCAGUUGUAGAGAGCAAGCAGAAGGUCAACAUCCCUAAACUCAGCAAAGAAGAGCCUGAGGAGAAAGAGGAGAGUGAGAAGCCAAAGAAGGAAGAACGAGACAGCAAGGCAAUGGAUGAGAUGAAAGGAGCCGAUCAGGAGUAUAGCAGCGCUCUGACCCAGUACAACAGCUCAGCAAACUCUGGAGGAGAAGACAUUGAACUGCUUGCCUUCCAGACCGAGCAAUUUGACUUAUUGAGGCUCUCUUCUCUUUUGUAUUUAGGCAAGUGCAGUGAAACUAUAUUUGAGGACAUGCGAGAGCCACCUAAAAAGCCUCUCCAUUUGAAGGGCCAGAUGAAAUACGUGCCUCAGUGGGAUUCACUCAUCUUCCUUGGCACACCCAUUAUUGAGACGGUGGAGGACAUGAUUAAAAUGGGCGUUUAUGUCAAUGACCUUAACCUGCAUGAUUCUAGCAGAGAGCUCAUUCUGGCAGGAACUCAGCAAUCAGCCGAGCUGCAGCUGGCUCUGGACCAGGAGCAACAGAAAUAUGCCCAGCUGCAAGAGAUCAUUAAGAAACUGGACGAGGAGAAGAAGAGAGGAGACUCUCUGCUAUACGCUAUGAUACCAAAAGCUGUGGCUGACCGACUGCGCAAAGGCAUCACAGCACUAGAAACUUGUCAAGUUUUCCCGGACGUAACCAUCCUGUUUAGCGAUGUGGUCAAAUUUAAUGAAAUCUGUAUCCACAUCACACCCAUGCAGGUGGUGGACAUGCUCAAUGAGAUCUACAUCGUUUUUGACACCCUCAGUGAGAAACACAACGUGUAUAAGGUGGAGACCAUAAGAGAUGCUUACAUGGUGGUGGCUGGAGUGCCUAAUAAGACCACAUUUCAUGCUCACCAUAUCUGUGACAUGGCUCUAGAUAUGCUGAGCUCCAUCGAUCACCUCAAAGACCCCUCUACCGGGGAUAACAUUCAGAUUCGUGUUGGAAUACACUCUGGUAUGGUGGUGGCUGGGGUAGUGGGACUGAAGAUGCCACGCUACUGUCUGUUUGGAGACACUGUGAACACUGCCUCUCGCAUGGAGUCCAAUGGUGUGGGCAUGCAAAUCCACAUUAGCCAGACCACUAAGGACCACUUGGAGCAUGAGCCAUAUAUCAUUGAAGAAAGGGGAAAGAUUUUUGUAAAGGGGAAGGGUUACAUGAAGACAUAUUGGCUGAAAGGGAAGAAGGACCUUUCCUUUAAAACCCCAGCAGAGCUUCGGUACAGCAGUGAGCAGAAAGACUCUGAGGAUCGAAGCUCUAAUGGGUAAGUAGAGGAUUUUAACACUAGACUGGAAUAGAUUCACUGCAACAAUAACUAGAAUCAUUAGAAUAAUCAUGACAAAGAUAGCAUACUUGCUUGCCUUUAUUUGACCUCUCUUUCCUUCUCACUGGUGGUUGCUUUUGGGCAGUUCAACUUGUACUAAUACCAAGCACUCUACCUCCAACCUAAACAUUCCCAAUGAGGAGCAGGCAGAGGGGAAGCCCACCCCUACAGACCUGCCUCCUGACACACUCCCACCAUUGGAGGGCACCACAGACUCCACUGUGGCCACUAAUGAACCUCAGGACAAGGAGAAGGUUAAAAAGACAAAGAACAACAAAGGAGGCAAAGCAGAAAAUGCCUCGGCUAAUUCGCAGGAGAGUUCUCCCCCUGCUGGCAGCCAGAAGAAGGAAGACCCAGAGCUCAAUAACAAAAAGCACAGCUUCAGGAACCAGUACACACGGCUACCUGCCAACCUGCCCAUGCGCAGUGCAGCCUGCACCCUUCUGUGAGACGCAAGCAAUUAUUCCUCCUCUAGUUUAAACCAGACUGAACUCCUAAAAGCCCUGCUUCACUGACAGAACAAAGUCUAGAACCAGCUUAACUUAAGUUCUGAAAUUUGUAGAUUAUUACCAUACAUACCGUACGAGAACUGAAUUCCAGAACUUUAUGUGAGAUGGCUCUAUACAGCAGUGCGAAAAGGAAAACUGGCUUUUGUGGAGAUUUAUACUGCAUUUAAAACCUGUUAAUUUAUCAUCCUUAAUACUGUUGUCAUAGAAGUGUCCUAACCAGACAUGCCAACUAUUCUCAUGACAUAAAUGUCACCUGAAUUCACAAUCAGAAAAAGCAUUACAGUAGCACAUUUGCAUGCAUUUCUAAAAUUACCAACUUUUUCCUAAAAAAUAAAAAAAAUAAAUAAGAGAGAGUUUUUAAUAAAUGGAAACUGAUAAGUAAUCAAGUUGUUGUGCUAGUACAAAGGUGGAGCUAGUGGUUGCUGUAAAUGAGUAAGAGGUACAAAUACAGUAUAUUCAAAUCUUCUGAAAUCAUAACUGUCAACACUCAGACCACAAGCUGUGCUACAUUCAAGUAUUAAAUGUUAAAGAGAGCCUUAUGCUGCUGUUGUCAGGAGAAGAGAGGUGCUUUCUUUUAGCCAAAGUAUCAGACGUUUAGCACCAUGCUUUCAAGUCUGAUACACAGGCUUGCUUUAGUUCACAUGGUGGAAUGGUGGGGCACAUUUCAGUAUCUGAACAAAUCAUUUAUAUAUACAGUCAAUGGAUUUCAAUGGAUUCAUUUCAUUAGCAUAUAUGUAUGUACAGUUACAUUUUCUUCUCAGAUUCAUUGAUGCCUAUUGAAUAAAUAUAAUAGGUAAUGUAAUAGCUCUGGUAUAGUAAACCUGCAUCAAAUCUGCAUUGUUGCUUUGUUUAUCUUUACUUUGUCAGAAGUGAGCACAUAUGUUGUGAUUGUUUAACUGCUUCUAAGUAAGGAUAUUUAUGAAUCAAUGUUGUGUCAUUUUUUAAUCAAUACAAUAUUUUAUGCCUUUUGAGGUUCAUUUAAUGACUAA